Messenger RNA from Drosophila santomea, 643 nucleotides. Its product is annotated as 40S ribosomal protein S14a-like. Gene Ontology annotation, molecular function: small ribosomal subunit rRNA binding; structural constituent of ribosome; mRNA 5'-UTR binding. NCBI's taxonomy places the organism in Eukaryota, Metazoa, Arthropoda, Insecta, Diptera, Drosophilidae. The record is from RefSeq and is a predicted model, not a curated record. Bases 118 to 573 code for a protein of 151 amino acids. Gene Ontology annotation, biological process: translation; maturation of SSU-rRNA from tricistronic rRNA transcript (SSU-rRNA, 5.8S rRNA, LSU-rRNA); ribosomal small subunit assembly. Gene Ontology annotation, cellular component: cytosolic small ribosomal subunit; ribosome. The transcript is spliced from 3 exons.
CCCGCCAAAGUAACUAUGCGUCGAUAACUAUCGCAUUACCAGCUGUGUUGUUGUUGCGUUCUUUUUUUCGCAUCCGGUGCACGCAAUUGUUGCUAAUCGACGACCUGACUGUGCAGAAUGGCUCCAAGGAAGGCUAAAGUUCAGAAGGAGGAGGUGCAGGUCCAUCUUGGACCCCAAGUUCGCGAUGGUGAGGUCGUGUUUGGAGUGGCUCACAUCUACGCCAGCUUCAACGACACCUUCGUCCAUGUCACGGAUCUGUCCGGCCGUGAGACCAUCGCCCGUGUCACCGGAGGCAUGAAGGUGAAGGCCGAUCGUGAUGAGGCUUCGCCCUACGCCGCUAUGUUGGCCGCCCAGGACGUGGCUGAGAAGUGCAAGACGCUGGGCAUCACCGCUUUGAACAUCAAGCUGCGCGCCACCGGCGGCAACAAGACCAAGACCCCCGGACCCGGCGCCCAGUCCGCUUUGCGUGCUUUGGCCCGUUCGUCCAUGAAGAUUGGCCGCAUCGAGGAUGUGACCCCCAUUCCAUCGGACUCCACCCGCAGGAAGGGCGGUCGCCGUGGUCGUCGUCUGUAGGAAUGCAUCGUGUCACUGGCUUUUGACUCUGCGUUAUAUUUUUAUACUAAUAAAUACAAGCAUAAAUGCA